This is a messenger RNA of Orbicella faveolata, 1333 nucleotides long. RefSeq lists its product as uncharacterized. Gene Ontology annotation, molecular function: nucleic acid binding. The record is from RefSeq and is a predicted model, not a curated record. Lineage: Eukaryota; Metazoa; Cnidaria; Anthozoa; Scleractinia; Merulinidae.
UAUUUAUUUAUUUAUUUUAAUUUUUUUUUCCAUCACCAGGAGUAAUUUUAACGCCGUUAGGAGUCGUGAAAUCAAAGUGCAUAGGGGCGAUUUGGUGCAAAGUAUUAACACGGUUUUCAUAAAUCCAACCAUAUUUAUGUCCUGGAAAGUUCAUACCGUGAGCAGACUGAGCUGGAGUGGCGCCAGUUCAUUUGUUUGUAAGUUUUCCUGCGGUUUUUUUUCCGUUUUAAAGAAGUAAAGAAAACUGAAGCGCAAUAACCGUUCGCUUCCGAGCAGAAAUGUCUACGCAACUGCGUGAGCAAAAGAAACAGGGUUUUUCAAUUAUGACGUACGUGUAGCCUCGCAAUGCUAACAGGGAGUACGUGAGUAGAAGAUCUUUCCCAAGAUGUCAACAAUCGGGCUUAAACAAGUUAUGGCUGUGAUCCCGCUACGCAAACCACGAGAGAAACUUUGGGCGAAAAGGAGCUCUGAGAGAGGAAAAGCAAGUCAGAUAAAAGGUGUAUUAGCCAAGUUUGAGGAGGCAGACAAUCGUAAAAGCGAUUCAUCAUUAUGGCAUCAGAGAAGAGUGCACAAAAAAGACGCGGACAACCGACCAACUAUGAGCUGUUUAAAGGGCUUUCCAAGAGAAUCCCCGGGACUUGUCAGAGCUCUUGAGGUGUACAGCCCAAAUAACCCAGCCGCGGCAAAAUGGCGCUCGGGGCUUCGUCCGUUGAGUAUAUACCAACAGAGUCAAUUGGAAAAAACUGUGCGAGAUUACACUAAACUCUACAGUGUGCAACACUCUCCACCAAGCACGACGCUGACUGUUCGCUGGCGAAAUCACGGUACAGUUUCCUGCUACACCGAGGAAUCCCUUCUUAAAAUUUUCAGCCAUUUUGGCCCGGUGAGGAAGAUUAGUUUUCAGAGUGAAUGCAGUGCGCAUGUCGUCUUGGAAAACGCCGAAAGCGCCUGCGCAGCGCUGAGCCUAUCAAAUUUGGGCUUUCCCAGGUGCCCACUGCAUGUUCGUUGGUUGCCAGAGGAACAGAAAAGAUUGCUUUGGAAAAGAAAAGAUGCCAUUCCUAAACCAAUGAAAUUUAAGUAUGUUGCGAUUGACCGAAGAGGGGCCGGGAGCAAAGAGCCGGACAAAAAGGGGACUAGAUUCAAGUCUCCCCAGGCUCUCACGCGUCCAAGUCAAAUUUCUUGCACUUUCCACACCAAGUCGCGCACUUAAUUCAAUAACUGCCGAAGGUUUUGGUUGCGAAUUUUUCAUGUAAUUCGCAAUUUAAAAAAAAACAAACAAACUGUAACUUAAACAAAAGAACGUCACCAAGUAAAUAAAUAUACAGUAUUUAUU